This is a messenger RNA of Phalaenopsis equestris, 969 nucleotides long. Its product is annotated as J domain-containing protein spf31. The record is from RefSeq and is a predicted model, not a curated record. The transcript has 8 exons. NCBI's taxonomy places the organism in Eukaryota, Viridiplantae, Streptophyta, Magnoliopsida, Asparagales, Orchidaceae. The coding region runs from base 27 to 764 and encodes 245 amino acids.
GCCAAGGGGUUCGCUCUUGGCAUGCGAUGGCUACCGAGCUGGAUGAGGAACAGUUGCUUAAGAGCUUCUUCGCCGAGGUCAGUGAAGUCGAGAGAGACAACGAAGUUGUUAGGAUUCUUUCCUGUUUCAAACUGAAUCCUUUUGAGCACCUGAACUUAUCCUUAAACUCAUCAAUUCAGGAUGUGAAGAAGCAGUAUAGAAAGCUAUCUUUGCUUGUCCACCCUGAUAAAUGCAAGCAUCCUCAAGCAAAGGAGGCAUUUGCAGCAUUAGCAAAGGCUCAGCAAUUAUUGCUUGAUCCACAGGAACGAGAAUACAUUCUUAGUCAAGUCAAUAACGCAAGAGAAGAGCUAAGGGCGAAAAGAAAGAAGCAAUUAAAGAAAGACAAUGUCACUAAAAUUAAAUCAUUGGUUGAUGAGGGAAAAUACGAGCAUCAGUACGAGCAAUCGGAAGAAUUUCAGCAGCAGUUGAAAUUAAAAGUUCGUGAGAUAUUAACCGAACAGGAGUGGCGUCGUAGGAAAAUGCAAAUGAGGAUAUCAGAAGAGGAAGGGAGAUUGAAGAAGGACGAAGAAGAAACGAAGGAGAUGUGGAAAAGAAAGCGUGAGCACGAGGAAGAAUGGGAAGGAACAAGAGAGCAGAGGGUUUCUAGCUGGAGAGAUUUCAUGAAAGGAGGAAAAAAGGUGAAGAAAGGAGAGCUCCGACCUCCAAAGCUCAAAACAGAAGAUCCAAACAAAUCAUACGUGCAGAGGCCCUUAAAACGAGGUUGAAACAAUCGUCUUUACUUGCCUGUAAAACCUCAAAUAUUUCAGGUCAGAAUGAUCUUGUUUAACUUUAUUUAAUUGUAUCCACAUCAUUUGCAUUAGUCUGAAGUCCUACUUUUAUGAAUAUAAUUAUUUAGAUCAGUUUUAUAUGAAAUUCUUCUAUUCACUUAUACAACACAUUCCAAUUCUGUAAUGCCUGCGUUAUAUAUCU